CGGUGUUCAUUCAAGGUUGUGCAGUUAGUGUGGGUCCUGGGGGUCCUGUGGUCCUGCAGCCCUCUGCAACCCGCACCCCCAUUCGUCGCCCUGUCUUGUCGUCUGCCCUGUCUCUUCCGUUCGCUCCGGUGCAGUCCAGUUCUCUCUGGUGCUUUCGGGUUGUGUCCUCUCCUCUUCCUCUACUGUCCCGAAAUACCAUGCUCUACGAAUGGUGUUCAAGACUUGGGCGUAGGCGUUCGUGUCAAAGACAUUUAAGUGAUCAAAAAUAUUGUUGCUUAGGAUGUCAACUCACAAAGUAACUGGCACAAGUUCAUUUCGAAACAUGAACAGUUUUAGUGAUAUACUAGAAGAACGUCGCCACUCAAGUGAUGUGGCAUGGAUAACCAGAGAAUGGAAUCCUAUUCGUACUGUGAGAGAUGCUCAAGCCACAAAUCCAAUAGAUGUCAGAAAGGCAGUGCUUAACAGCAUGCGUAUUAAGGAAGUAAUUAAAGAGCUAAGUCAAGAACGUGGUAUUGCUCCUGAAGUAUUGUAUAAAGAAGUGGAGGAACAACUAACAGAAAUUGGUCAUAAUCGACAAAUAUCUAUUGUUAGGUGGAUUGGCUUAUUUGUCACAAAAGUUUUGAAAAAGACAUGCUCAAACCUAAUGGUGAAUGAGGAAGCUAUUUCCAAGUUGAAGUCCUCUAUGGGAAACACUCCAGUAAUAUUUGCUCCAAGUCAUCGCAGCUAUGCUGACUUUAUUCUCAUGGCAUACAUUUGUUUUCACUACUCCAUUGAAAUACCAUGUGUGGCUGCAGGCGUGGAUUUUAUGGCAAUGUGGCUCAUGGGUACCUUGCUUCGAGAUUGCUGUGCCUUUUUUAUGCGAAGGCAAUUUUCUGGAGACAAACUUUAUUACACAGUCUUUAGUGAAUACGUGCAGACACUUAUUUGCCAAGGUACUGCACCAGUUGAAUUCUUCAUUGAAGGAACGCGCAGCAGAAGUGCUAAGUCUCUUGUUCCUAAGUUUGGAUUUUUGUCUAUGGCUUUGGAGCCUUUUCUCACAGGGCAAAUUCCUGAUGUUCUUGUUGUCCCCAUUAACAUCAGUUAUGAUAGAAUCUUGGAGGAAAAGCUGUUCUCAUAUGAGCUGCUGGGAGUGCCAAAACCCAGAGAAUCAACUUCAGGUUUGAUAAAGGCACUAAAUGCUCUGGAUGAAAAGUAUGGUAAAAUAUACGCAGAUUUUGGUGAAGCCAUUUCAGUUCGUGACUUUCUUAAGAGUCACAUGUUCCAAAGAUCAAGUCAUUCAAUGGGACCAAUUCAUUUACAGUCACUUUCUGAUCAGGAAAUGUCAAUGAUAAGGAUUCUUUCUCAUCAAAUAGUACGCAGCCAACAGCAAAUCAGUGUUCUCUCUCCAUUCCAUUUAGUAGCAGUUAUCUUGAAUAAUAAUCUAUUGACAAAUGGGACAUUUGAUAUGCAGCUCUCUGAGUUGGUUAAGGAAGUAGCUUGGUUCCGGUCGGUUAUUGAAAUGUUUGGUGCUACAGUAGAUAUAUCAGGGGAUGUUGAGAUAUGUGUUCGAGAGGCAUUGCAUGUUCAUAAGUCUCUAAUUACUUUAUUACCUGAUGGAGGAGUGCAACUAAAGGCGGUACAUACUCCAGGAACAAAAGUUGAUGUUUCAAGGCUCAAAGGUCAUGCGUUAUUGGAUGACACAAUGAAUCGUGCAGUACCUCUUUUAAUGCUUCAACACUAUGUGAAUCCAACACUUCAUUUCCUUGCUAACCCAGCUAUGAUCACCACAGUCAUGCAACAUUUGGAACCUAGUGGAGAGAUUAGUAGAGACAAUCUAUUUCCAAGAUACCAGCUUGUGAGAGGGAUGCUUUCUCAUGAAUUUGUCAUGCACAAAACUUGGGAGGAGAAGGACUUUGACGAAGCUUUGAGAGUUCUCGACCUUGUGAACAUAGUCGAAACCACUUCAGCAGGCCUAUUAAGUUUGGGAAACCAUCGUAAAUUGCAAGUGUUGCUGUGCAAUGUCUUACAUCCAUUUUUUGCUGGAUAUCUUGCUCUCAGUCAAACAUUAGCUCAGGUAUGUGGUGAAGCUCGUCCAGAAAGACUGGUUCUUUGUGAAGCUCAGCGCAGAGUAGAAAUGGGUCUUAAGUCAGGGGAAGUGUCACAUCCUGCAGCGCUUUCCCUUGAUGGCCUUAGUUGUGGACUACAAGCACUUGUAUCUGUUGGUGCAAUACAUAAAAUUAGAAGGGGAGAGGAAGUCCUCUAUGUUGCCAAUUUAAAAGAACUGAAAGUUGUCACAGAACAUUUGGAGACUUUGGUUGCCCUUCAUGGUAUGGAUCACAAGUGGAGCUGGCAACAACUGGAACUACAUCAAUCUCUUCCUGCUAAACUAUGAUUUUAUUUUUUAUUUUUUUUCACUGACUUGUAUUCACUAUUUCUACAGUGCCCAUGUAUGAUUCUUCCCAUUCUUACAUAAGGUAGACGUAGUCAUUAAGCAUUUUUGUUCAAGUAGAUUUGAUACAAAAUUUUAUUUCCUGGAACCACAUUAUCUGUAAGUUAUCAGAAGUAGUUACUGUAGGUCAGUCACGUUUGUAUGAAUUCACUGGACUUUACUCCAAGCAUAAUUUUACUAUAUCUAUUCUGUACUUGUAUUAUCUUCUUAUCCUAGCUUGUUUAUAUGGUUGACUUACUUUGACAUUGCAGUCUUUGCAGUCCAUAUGUUACUUACUUACUAUAACUAGUAACAUUCUAGUUCUGAAAUAUGUAUACAUUCUCCAUGUACAUAGUGUAUCUAUCAAAAAUUCAUUUACCAUUACAUUAUUUAUUUCCAGUUAACAUUCACAAAUGGUACAUAUGUUGUUUCAUUUCAUCUCAUUUGUAUGGGAAUUCUUCACGCCUAACAUUGGACAAUUAAUUGUUUAAAAU
This is a messenger RNA of Frankliniella occidentalis (western flower thrips), 2901 nucleotides long. RefSeq names its product dihydroxyacetone phosphate acyltransferase (gene Dhap-at). The record is from RefSeq and is a predicted model, not a curated record. Gene Ontology annotation, cellular component: mitochondrial membrane; peroxisomal membrane. Lineage: Eukaryota; Metazoa; Arthropoda; Insecta; Thysanoptera; Thripidae. Gene Ontology annotation, biological process: ether lipid biosynthetic process. Gene Ontology annotation, molecular function: glycerone-phosphate O-acyltransferase activity.